Molecule: messenger RNA, 4896 nt
Organism: Drosophila guanche
Lineage: Eukaryota; Metazoa; Arthropoda; Insecta; Diptera; Drosophilidae
Gene: pygo
Product: protein pygopus
Exons: 3
Coding region: 1141-3741 (866 amino acids)
Source: RefSeq, a predicted model, not a curated record
UUGAGUUUUAUCGAGAUACGGUCACACUGGCUGGCAGGCGAUGAAAAUUAUUUAUAUUUUUUCGCUCUUCUAACGCAAAAAUUAAACAAAAUAAACAAAGUUGGAUGCUUUAAUGAUAAAAUCCGACACAGUGCGACCCCACUGAACCCCGAUAGUGUGUGCUACCUUGGGCCGCGGCAUAACUCAAAUCCGCUACUCAUUAAAAGUUGAUGCUGCAGUAGCGCAGCAGCGGCCAUCAACAAAAAAGAAAACCACGAAACCCGAUCGCGUGCAAAGUACAAAAAGUGUGUAUUAUUUAAUAAUAAUUGUCGCUAACCAUUAUCGUGUGCUAAAUAUUGGGCACUAUACCCCAUAGUGCUGCAAUUAAAGGCCAAACGCAGCAAAUUGCUGCCGCGGCGGUGGUGCAAAGAGAACAUAAAAUCGCUGGAAAGAAGAAGAAGCAGAGCUAGUGGCGCUGUGUGUGAGAAAAUAAAACAAAAAGACAACGCGCAUUGCAGCGUAGCGUGCGUCCACUUACAGCUUCCACACCAAUUAAAUCGGAAGUAAAAUAAAUAUAACGCCAGCACGUAAUUGCAAUAAACGACGAAAAAGAUCCAGUGCAUAUUUGUUUUUGUGUGUGCUGCAGCCGUGCCGCUGCAGGUGCUGCUGCUGCUGCUUGGCUUGGCGCUUUCGAGACAACACGACGCUGCCAACGCUGACGACAUGCGCGCGUAGAGUUGCCAGCUCCAAAUUGCAAAGGUUGCCGUUGUUCCGUUGUUCCGUGCCCGUGUUCGUUCUUGGGAAUAGUUUUUUGAAAAUUUAGUUGUCCUUGUGCUAAGAUGAUUCGGUCGAUAUCCUUUUGGCGGUAUCAGGCCGCACCAAGUGGAUAACAGUCGAGUGAGAGCAGAAGAUAACCGAUCACCGUGAAGCGAUUGUGUUCCGCCAUCCAUCCAUAUCAUCACCGAACAGGCAACAGCUACGGCAACAUCAAGAUCAGCAUCAAACGCCGCAUCGGCAGUCCACCCCGAAGCCGCAUUUCUUCUUUUCUUCACACCGCGUCGAGAUCUCCAGCGAGGGAUUGACGACGCCGCUUAGAUAGAAUUUCUUUCCCCCGUAGUUAAAGAAAAAGCUGCCACCAUUCGGAAGAAAAAUACCUCUAAUAUGACCCAUAAUCUCGGUAUGGCGCCAUAUCGUUUGCCGGGUCCAGCAGGCGGUCUCUGUCCGCCUGACUUCAAACCGCCGCCUCCGUCGGAUAUCAUCUCGGCGCCGAGCAAUCCGAAGAAGCGGCGGAAAACUUCGAAUGCCGCCAACUCGGCAGCUGCGGCAGCGGCGGCGGCGGCAGCAGCUGCGGCCGCCGCUGCCAAUUCAAUGCAGCAACAAUCAGCACCACCAACGCCCCAGGAUCUGUUGCCGCCACCGCCGAUGGGCGGCUUCGGAGACACCAUUAUUGCCUCGAAUCCCUUUGACGACAGUCCCCAGGUGUCUGCCAUGUCAAGCUCGGCCGCCGCAGCGAUGGCGGCCAUGAACCAAAUGGGCGGAGGCCCUGGCGGACCGGGACACUUUGGCGGCGGCCAUCCGCAUCCGCACUGGGAGGAUCGCAUGGGCAUGGGCGGUGGUCCGCCUCAUAUGCACCCCCAUAUGCAUCCGCACCACCCGGGCGGACCGAUGGGACACCCCCAUGGGCCACCCCACCACAUGGGCGGCCCGCCGCCGAUGCGCGGCAUGAGUCCAAUGCAUCCGCAUGCGAUGGGACCCGGACCUGGAGUGGGACUGCCGCCGCAUAUGAACCACGGCAGACCCGGUCCCGGUGGCCCCGUGCCCAUGGGCAGUCCGAUGGGAGCCAUGGCCGGUAUGGGCGGAAUGAGUCCAAUGGGCAAUAUGGGAGGACCAAGUAUAUCACCACAUCACAUGGGCAUGGGAGGACUCUCGCCAAUGGGCGGAGGUCCGAAUGGACCCAACCAGCGGGCCUUGCAGGGCUCUCCCAUGGGAGGAGCUGGUGGUCCUGGCCAGAACUCGCCUAUGAAUUCGCUGCCCAUGGGCUCGCCGAUGGGCAAUCCGAUUGGUAGCCCACUUGGGCCGCCAUCCGGAUGUCCAGGGCCACAGCAGCAGCAACAACAGCAGCAACAACAACAACAACAGCAGCAACAACAGCAGCAGCAACAACAACAGCAACAACCUCCGCAGCCACCCAUGAACAAUGGACAGAUGGGUCCGCCCCCGUUGCACAGUCCGCUGGGCAAUGGACCGACGAAUCAUGGCAGUCAUAUGCCAGGUGGACCCGGUCCAGGGCCUGGUCCUGGGCCCGGUGGCCUCGUCGGACCUGGUGGCAUGUCUCCUGCAAACAACAACAACAGCGGUGGCGUCGGAGGAGGAGGAGUUGGUGGUCCGGGCAACAACAUGCUCGGCAACAACAACAAUUCAAGCAACAACAAUCAAAAUCCUCAUCUAUCGCCGGCCGGUGGCCGUCUCGGAGUGCCCACGUCACUGCAAUCGAAUGGCCCCACAAUGUCGGCCGCCUCCUCGGCAUCGGCAACGGGGUCAACGCCCACGCAAACAUCGACAGCGACGACAGCCAGCUCGAUGUCCACGUCAGUGCCUACAUCCUCGCCAGCGCCGCCCGCCAUGUCACCGCAUCACUCGCUGAACAGUGCCGGCCCAAGUCCGGGCAUGCCCAACUCUGGCCCCAGUCCGCUUCAAUCGCCCGCCGGUCCCAAUGGUCCACAAAAUAACAAUAACAAUAACAAUGGACCCAUGAUGGGCCAGCAAAUGAACCCGAAUGUUCCUAUGCAACAGCAGCAACAACAACAACAACAGCAACAGCAACAACAACAGCAACAACAACAACAACAACAGCAGCAACAACAACAACAGCAGCAGCAGCAGCACAUGGGCGGUCCUCCGGGACAUGGACCCGGACACGGCCAUGGACAUGGUCACGGCCACGGGCACGGUCACGGUCAUGGCCAUGGACACGGCCCUGGCAUGGGCAUGAAUCAGAUGUUGCCGCCUCAGCAACCAUCGCAUCUUGGUCCACCGCACCCGCAGCUCAUGAAUCAUCCGCACCAUCAUCCGGGUGGCCCACCGCCACCUCAUAUGAUGGGUCCCGGCGGGCCGAGCGGCGGCAUGCAUGGCGGUCCCGGUGGCAUGCCACCACACAUGGGUGGCGGCGGCCCCAAUCCCCAUAUGAUGGGUGGACCGCAUGGGAAUGCGGGUCCGCAUAUGGGACACGGACAUAUGGGCGGUGUGCCAGGACCAGGCCCAGGACCAGGUGGCAUGAAUGGACCCCCGCACCCGCACAUGUCGCCCCACCAUGCACAUGGACAUCCCCACCAUCAUCACAGUCCCAUGGGUGGACCCGGCCCCAAUAUGUUUGGCGGCGGAGGACCUAUGGGUCCUGGCGGACCAAUGGGCAACAUGGGACCCAUGGGAGGUGGCGGUCCAAUGGGUGGACCGAUGGGCGUGGGACCCAAGCCGAUGACAAUGAGCGGUGGCAAAAUGUAUCCGCCUGGCCAGCCGAUGGUCUUUAAUCCCCAGAAUCCCAAUGCGCCGCCCAUAUACCCGUGUGGCAUGUGCCACAAGGAGGUGAACGACAACGAUGAGGCCGUGUUCUGUGAAUCCGGAUGCAACUUCUUCUUUCACAGAACCUGCGUGGGCCUGACAGAGGCGGCCUUCCAAAUGCUCAACAAGGAGGUGUUUGCAGAGUGGUGCUGCGACAAGUGUGUGUCUUCCAAGCAUAUUCCCAUGGUCAAGUUCAAAUGUUGAAUAGCGUAGGAAUGGAGGAAGGCAGGCAGCACAAGGAACCUAUCAAUCAACCACCACCACCAACAACAACAACAACACCAGCUAGCACUCACUCACUGUAUAAAAUAUCCAAGCAUACUCUAAUAUCUUAAAUGUACAAUUAUAAGCUGCUCAAUAGUCAAGUCAUGUACCAACACAACCGCCCCCCAAGAUUACCCACGGGACAGACGAUGGCAGGAGGCCCGAGAACUAAAAAGUGCCGGAGCAGUGUUGUGACUUUCAGCUCCGGGCUCGCACCACCCUACUCACCCACUCGGCUCAAAAUCCAAUCCAAAAUCCUCUUUAUGCGCAAGCAAAACCUUAACGAAAUCUGUAAACGAAAUAUGUUUAAUUGUAAUAUAAAUGUAAUAUGUAAUAUUCAGGCAAGAAGCAAAAAAGAGCAAUCAAACCCAGACCAGACGCAGCCAGCAGUCGGCAGCCAGAAGCAGUGUGUUGUGUGUGCCCAGCAGGGAACCCAAGUAAGCCCCCUAGCUAAGAAACAACAAUCUAGUUUGUAUUAUACAACAAAAUUGGAUAAGCUAAGCGCUAAAUUAAGGAACAAGAAACAAACUCACAGCCGUCAGAGCGUCUCUUGUCCGUGGGUUAAAUGGGGGAAAAAUUGCAACACACACACACACACACAUAGACAAAUAUACACAAAAACACACACACUGACAUAAUUAUAUAAUUACAUGCAUAUAUCUAACGACAUAUUUAAAUAAACAAAAGAGAACAAAAAAUAGUAUAAACAAAUUGUAACGAAAUGAAAUUAUCAAUGUGAAAUUGUGCUGCAAAAUGUGCGUGCUGCGUGUUGCAUGAGUGUGCGAGAGUGUGUGUGUUAUUUGUUAAUAUAAAUUUCAUUUUUUUUUAUACCUGCGUGUGAAUCUUACAUUUUAAAUAAUUGAUUGAUUGAUUGGAGUUACAUUUUACACACUUAAAUAUAGCAAAAAAGAGAAUCGCGUUAAACGAUUGCGAACAAAAAACAAACGAAAAAGCACAAGAAAUUAUAAAUUCAUUGCGAACGAGAUAUAAACAAAAUUUUGUAAUUUAAGACGAAUGUUGAAAACGCAGCAGAAAAUGAACAGAACAGACGACGACGACGACGAUUCAAAAAAGGCAAAAACAAAUUUGUAAAAA